UCGAUUUGCGUUCCAUCUCGUUGAUUUUUUGUCGAGGUCGCCCGUUGACCAUGUACUGUCAUGUACACAUACUGGUCCGUUAGCUUGUAACAACAGCUUCUUGGCCUGCAAGCAGGUCAUGCCACCCUUGGUAGUUGAAUCGCAGGUUCUUCUGAACCAAGGGUCAGCAAGUAUCUGCAGAUGGCUUGAGCAGGUGACCUCCACCGAUGAGCUUCUCACUUUUCUGCAGGAUUGGAACGUCUCAAUGCUACCGCUCCUCAGAGUUCGUCCAACGGAUGCUAUCGUUCUACAAACAAUCGUUGAAAAUGUCAUACCGCGCUUCUGGUCGCCAGAGUCUCCUCGUGAGAUGACUGCGAUUCUUGUACAAACCUUGUCUUGCAUGAGCGGUGUCAAUGCUCUCUUGCGCCAUCUACGUACGGAUAUCGAAGCAAAGCUACUACAAUGUGUACUCGAAUCACCGGCCUUUACUUUGGAGGCCACUCAUGCUGCUUGGUUCGAAGGCAGUGUCCUGGGUCCCGAGACAGCAAAGCAGCUCUGGGCUACUUACCUCUCAUUCGUUACCGGUAGCAAAUUGAUCAAUGCGGUUGCAGCGCACGAGAAGAAUCUGUCUCUACAUGUCUGUCUCUUUGCCUCGGCUGAAUGGCUCACUGCAUAUGUGACACGAUCCAUUCUGGCGCUUUGCCAAAGUUAUCAGACUAGAAGCGCUGAGCUACACGAAGUUGAGAUCGCUGAACUACUCUCUGGUGCCAUCAGUUUAGGCAAUGCAGACGUCAUUUGCGGCGAGUCGAUUGAGUUCCUAUCCAAAUAUGAGCAUGAAGGGAUUUGCGCUUUAUUCGGCAAGGUCGUUUCAUCGAUGGGGAUGCCGGCAAGAAACCGACUCAUGUUGGCAUCGUGCGCCUAUCUAGAGGAGAAGUACUUUGCGCAGGCAUCCACAUCAGCGGCUAUCAAUGAUGAUGAUCGAAUCGGUGCAGCAGGUUCUUUGCUGAGUAUUUUCAGUGGCAAUGAAGAGGACUCGCCUGCAAGGAGAUGGCUGAUCCAUCACUCUCACAAUACUUCUCUUGAGCUUCGUCGGGCAGCAUUAUUAGCAGUGGCAGUCUCAAAUGGGCUGUUUUCUUUGGCUGAAGAACUCCUUGCUCUAUGGGCAGACAAGACGCAGAUGCGGCAUGCAGGCCUUGACAAACGACGUGCCUUGGUGGAAACGUUUCUACUGACUCUGGGUCGACUGUCGAAGCAACAACAGGCGAUGCUUGCAUCAUCAUCGCUCGUCAUGACGGGCACGUCAAAUCAUCUCGAGAGCAGCUCCGACUCGAUCCGUGCGCAAGGCAUGGUUGUUGCCGAAGUCAUGUCAAAACUUGCCAACAAGUCCAGCAUCACCCUGAAGUUUGAUGUGCCAGGGACCACUGGAUCAGAGGCAGAAUACUUUCGCUCACUUCUUCUUGUUCGUGAAGAUACAAAGCCAAUCAAGUUGCUCAAGUCUGGACAAGUCAGCUUGCCUGCCGAAUCGGCGGAUCCAACAAAUAUGCAGCCCACCAAUUCUGGUGUGAAAGUAGAAGAAGUGGCGGAGUUUCCAGAUGACCAAAUAAGUACGGAAGACGUCAAGCCAAUGCGUCUUCCAGACUCUGACGAUGAAGAUUCAGAUGAAGAUCCGUCUUUGGUCGAUCGCGACAAGGUCCCUCCGCCGCUCUACAUCCGCACCUUGAUCGAGCUGCUCACGCAGCAUGACUCCUAUAAGAGCAUUCACUGUGGCUUGAAACACGCGCCGCAGCUGAUUGUACGGAAAGCGCAAUAUGGCACUGAGCUUAGCAAUUACGCAACGAAUCUAGCAGAAAUAUUGAGUGGUCUGCGAGAUACAUUUGACAUGGAAGACUUUCAUCAGCUCGUUCUGUCAGCACUCUUCGCACUGGUCGCUGCGUGUCCAGAAAAAGUCGGCCCAUACCUGAGCAGAGCAUACUUUGUGGCAGAUUACUCACUCCAGCAGCGAGUUAUCAUCUUGUCCGCCAUCUCUCUUGGCAGUCAUCUUUUGGCAGAAGGAGGUGAUCUUUCAGGAUGGGCAGAAAAGGAGUCGCGGGCUCUUCAAAAGCUCUGUAUGAAUGGCAUGGUACCCAAUGAAAAGCCGGUGGCAAGGUCCAAAAGCAAGGCGACUUGGCAGAACUAUACGCUGCUACCGCUCGUUGGCAAUUACCAAGCUUAUGCCUCUCAUAUGGCGGGCAGAGAUGACAGUGCCUUUCACGAAACCAUCUUGCUCUCUCACUACAUCAAGACAGUGAUGACCAUCUAUACAUUCAGUGCGACGACCGCCAACUUCAAGACAACCACGAAUGAGGUUGUGAACUUCAUCUUGGGUUUACGAUCCAAUCGCGAUGAAGAGAUUUGCACAGUGCUAUCCGAGCUUGUUGCCCGUGUCUUGGAACUCAGUGAUGCACGUACAAUAGUGCAAGACGGCAAAGGAGAUACACUGGUCGCCCUCCAAGAUUGGGUACGCGGGGCAUUUGAGGUCUGCAAAGAUGCAAAAGUCAGAGCACGUCUCGGUGGUAGUGCUGUCAAGAUUGCAGAAAUGGCACAGGAAACGAUGGACUUGGUGCUAGCUGGUCAAUCUGCAUCAAUGUUGAGUACCAACAACCGAUUUGGUCUGCGCGGGCUGCAGUAGACAUAUCUAAGGGUCUGAUACCUUCUAAUCUCCUUUAACUUGUGACGCAGCAGCAGCAGGC
Molecule: messenger RNA, 2708 nt
Organism: Protomyces lactucae-debilis
Lineage: Eukaryota; Fungi; Ascomycota; Taphrinomycetes; Taphrinales; Protomycetaceae
Product: telomere length regulation protein-domain-containing protein
Exons: 1
Coding region: 119-2647 (842 amino acids)
Biological process (GO): protein stabilization; telomere maintenance via telomerase
Cellular component (GO): cytosol
Molecular function (GO): Hsp90 protein binding; telomeric repeat DNA binding
Source: RefSeq, a predicted model, not a curated record